This is a messenger RNA of Aspergillus versicolor CBS 583.65, 587 nucleotides long. RefSeq lists its product as uncharacterized. The record is from RefSeq and is a predicted model, not a curated record. Bases 52 to 366 code for a protein of 104 amino acids. Lineage: Eukaryota; Fungi; Ascomycota; Eurotiomycetes; Eurotiales; Aspergillaceae. The transcript is spliced from 2 exons.
UGCUCUUAUCGCCCACCCCAACAUUGCACUGGGUAAGACAACGCAAGGCCAAUGCCAACACCAGCAGCUACCUCGGACCCGCCUACUUACAACAGUCGAAAAAAAAACACCAUCAGGCUCACAAUCAAAUGGGUGCAAAGUAUUUGUUUAUUACCACGCGGGGAACUUAUUUCAUUAGCUCUGUUUCCAAGGAUCCGUUGCUUUCCCGGAGGUUGGAGGUUCUCAUCGGAAGAAAACUCAUGGUUUGAACGUCGCCCUCGUCGACCCUGUGCUUUUCUCCAGCCCUCGAUUGCACUUUCUAUUUCUCCCUCCUGUCUUGUCCUUUCACCUGUUAUGGCCCAUCUGCACCGCUGGCCUUUGGGGUAAGUAUGUACUUUAGUGAAUAUUUUCUUUAGGUGGAACUGUUUGGGGGAUAUUUGCAUUUCAGAGAUCUUCGUACGAUUGUAAAGCACGGGAAUAGUUCUUUUUUUUUAAUGAGCCUCAAAUGACAAAUUAUUUAGUUUUUGUAGACUGUUAAACGGUACAAUUGUUCUCUACUUUUUCCCAGCGCGAAGGUAUGAACAGACGAAAUUCUUUGUUUAGUAUUC